GGCCCGCCCCCGCCCGCCCCGGCCUCGACCCUCGGGGGCCCUGGCGGGGCCCGAGCCUGCGCCCGCUCGCCGCCAUCGCCCGAGUCGCAGCGCGGCCCUCGCUGUGCGGAGGACAGGCCCCGCGCCCGGACCCCGGCCGACUUCUGAGGUGCCAGGAUGGUAGGGGAACUCCGCUACAGGGAAUUCAGGGUGCCCCUGGGGCCCGGCUUGCAUGCCUAUCCUGAUGAGCUGAUCCGACAGCGGGUGGGCCAUGAUGGACACCCGGAAUACCAGAUCCGCUGGCUCAUCCUCAGGCGUGGAGACGAUGGGGACCCCAGUCAGGUGGACUGCAAGGCCGAGCACAUCCUGCUGUGGAUGUCUGAUGACGAGAUCUAUGCCAACUGCCACAAGAUGCUAGGUGAAGAUGGCCAGGUCAUCGGGCCUUCCCAGGACAACGCAGCAGAGGCCGGGGCCCUGGACAAAGCUGUGCUGGGGGAGAUGGAAACAGACGUGAAGUCCCUGAUUCAGAGGGCCCUGCGGCAGCUGGAGGAGUAUGUAGGCACCAUGCCUCCGGCUCCUCUGCUUCACACUGUCCAUGUGCUCAGCGCCUAUGCCAGCAUCGAGCCCCUCACCUGGGUCUUCAAAGACCCGAGGGUCUUGGACUUGCUCAUGCACAUGCUGAGCAGUCCGGAUUACCAGGUUCGCUGGAGCGCAGGCCGGAUGAUACAAGCCCUGUCCUCCCAUGAUGCCGGUGAGGGCCCGCUUGGGGAGGAAGGGAGAGCCAGAGAGGGGCUGGGUCAGCUCAGGGACACACAGGACACGGUGGCGGGAGCCUCUGACCUCAUCAGGACCCGGACCCAGAUCCUUCUGUCCCUGAGUCAGCAAGAGGCCAUUGAGAAACACCUGGAUUUUGACAGCCGCUGUGCCCUGCUCGCCCUGUUUGCACAGGCCACUCUCUCCGAGCAUCCCAUGUCUUUCGAGGGCGUCCAGCUGCCACAGCUCCCGGGAAGGCUGCUCUUCUCCCUGGUGAAACACUUCUUGUAUGUCACCUCCCUCCUGGAUCAGCUGAAUGGCAAUACCGGGGAGCCAGGAGCCCAGAACAACUCUGCUCCCGAAGAACUGAGUGCGGAGAGGGGUCGACUGGAGCUGGACUUCAGCAUGGCCAUGGGCACCCUGAUCUCAGAGCUGGUCCAGGCCAUGCGCUGGGACUGGGCCUCCAGCCGAGCAGGAAGCCCAACAAAGGCCCCCUAUUCCAUCUUCCAGCCUCGGGCGGAAGGUGCCAGCCCAGGGGCCCCACCCUCCCAGGCCCAGCGCUACUUCAGGCGGUCUAGGCGGUUUCGUCCUCCCACCGAGUUUGCAAGCAGCAAUACCUACGCUUUGUAUGUGCGCGACACGCUGCAGCCGGGGAUGAGAGUGCGGAUGCUGGAGAACUUUGAGGAAAUCAGUGCUGGAGACGAGGGUGAAUUCCGGCAGAGCAACAAUGGCGUGCCCCCAGUGCAGGUGUUCUGGGAGUCGACGGGCCGCACCUACUGGGUGCACUGGCACAUGCUGGAAAUCCUGGGCUUUGAGGAGGACGUGGAGCAGAGGAUCGAGUCUGACGAGUACCACGGGGCGGUGGUCAGCGGAGCUCUGGGUGGAGCCCUGCCUUCCUGGCACUGGAAGCCCAUGCUGGAGCUCUACGCGGUGCCCUAUGUGCAGCCUGAGGAAGAGGACGCGGAGGAGAGCGAACACCUGACCCAGGCCGAGUGGUGGGAGCUCCUCUUUUUCAUCCGGAAGCUGGAGAGCUCUGGGCGCCAGGAGGUUGUCCAGCUCCUGCAGGACAACAUGGACGGGGAGCACGUCCUGAAUGAAGAGAUCCUGCCUGAACUGGCUGUGCCCAUUGAGUUGGCUCAGGAGCUGCUGGUAGCUCUGCCACGGCGGCUUGACGACAGUGCCCUCAGGGACCUGUUCAACUGCCGGAUAUACAGGAGGUAUGGGCCUGAGGCCCUGGCAAGGCCACCUGCCUACCCAACCCUCCUGGGAGCCCAAGCCCCGCCUCCGAAAUCUGAAGACACUGACAAAGUGGAAGAGAAAGAAGCCCCUGGGAGGCCCAGCCCUGCCCUGCAGCCUCUGGUGGAGAGUCUGGGUCCCGCUGGGAAUGUCCUGGUGGCUCUGGAGCGGGCCCUCAGCGCCGAGGGCUGCCGGGAGAGCGAGGUCAAGCCGUGCUUGCUGCAGCUCCAGCGGCAGCCCCAGCCUUUCCUCGCCCUCAUGCAGAGCCUGGACACUCCCGCCAGCACCCACAAGCCCCUGCACCUGGCCGCGCUGAGAAUCCUAACGCAGCUGGUGGACUUCCCCGAGGCGCUGCUCCUUCCGUGGCACGAAGCCAUGGAGGCCUGCAUGGUCUGCCUGCGGUCCCCCAACACUGACCGAGAGGUGCUUCAGGAACUGAUCCUCUUCCUCCACCACCUGACCUCCGUGAGCAGGGACUACGCGGUGGUGCUGAACCAGCUCGGGGCCCGAGAUGCCAUCUCCAAGGCCCUGGAAAAGCACCUGGGGAAGCUGGAGAUGGCUCAGGAGCUCCGGGACAUGGUGUUCAAGUGUGAGAAGCAUGCCCACCUCUACCGGAAGCUCACCACCAACAUCCUGGGUGGCUGCAUCCAGACGGUGCUGGGGCAGAUCCAAGACCACAGACGAACCCACCGGCCCAUCAAGAUCCCUCUUUUUGAUGUGUUCCUCAGAUACCUAUGCCAAGGCUCCAAUAUGGAGUUGAAAGACAAGUGCUGGGAGAAAGUGGAGGUGUCUUCCAACCCGCACCGUGCCUGCAAGCUGACAGACCGCAACCCCAGGACUUACUGGGAGUCCAAGGGCGGCGCGGGGUCUCACCACAUCACCUUGCACAUGCGCCGCGGCGUCCCAGUCAGGAAGCUGACUCUGCUGGUGGCCCGUGAGGACGCGAGCUACAUGCCAGCCCGGGUGGUGGUGUAUGGCGGGGACAGCGCCAGCACGCUCCACACGGAGCUCAACUCGGUGAACGUGCUGCCCGGUGCCAGCCGCGUGGUCCUCCUGGAGAACCUCGCUCGCUUCUGGCCCGUCAUCCAGAUCCGCAUAAAGCGCUGCCAGCAGGGCGGCAUCGACACGCGCAUUCGGGGUUUGGAGGUCCUGGGCCCUAAGUCCACUUUCUGGCCGGUGUUCCGGGAGCAGCUGUGCCGCCACACGCGCCUCUUCUACAUGGUGCGCUCGCAGGCCUGGAGCCAGGACAUAGCCGAGGACCGCAGGAGCCUCCUGCACCUGAGCACCAGACUCAAUGGGGCUCUGCGCCAGGAGCAGAACUUUGCCGAUCUCUUCCUCCCUGACGAAGAAGCCGCGCAAGCACUGGGCAAGACCUGCUGGGAGGCCCUGGUCAGCCCCCUGGUGCAGAACGUCACCUCUCCUGAUGAGGAUGGCGUCAGCCCGCUGGGCUGGCUCCUCGACCAGUACGUGGAGUGUCGGGAGACCGCCCACAACCCGCAGAGCCGCGCGGCCGCCUUCUCCGCCAAGGUGCGCCGCCUCACCCACCUGCUGGUGCACGUGGAGCCCUGCGAGACGGCGCCCCCCGUGGCGGCCACGCCGCGGCCCAAGGGCAGAAACAGAAGCCACGACUGGAGCUCCUUGGCUACCCGGGGCCUGCCGAGCAGCAUCAUGAGAAACCUGACCCGCUGUUGGCAGGCUGUGGUGGAGGAGAAGGUGAACAGCUUCCUCGGCUCCCACUGGCAGGACGAUGACUUUGUGCCACGCUACUGCGAGCGCUUUUAUAACCUGCAGAAGUCCAGCUCGGAGCUGUUUGGACCGCGAGCGGCCUUUUUGCUGGCUCUGAAGAACGGCUGUGCGGGUGCUUUGCUAAGGCUCCCUUUCCUCAGAGCUGCCCAUGUGAGCGAGCAGUUUGCUCGGAGCAUCGACCAGCGGAUCCAAGGCAGCCGGACUGGUGGAGCCCGGGGAAUGGAGAUGCUGGCACAGUUGCAACGAUGCCUGGAAAGCGUCCUCAUUUUCUCCGGUCUAGAGAUAGCCACCACCUUUGAGCAUUAUUACCAGCACUACAUGGCGGACCGGCUCCUGAGCCUGGGCUCCAGCUGGCUGGAGGGGGCCGUGCUGGAGCAGAUCGGCCUCUGCUUCCCCAGCCGCCUCCCCCAGCUGAUGCUGCAGAGCCUGAGCACCUCGGAGGAGCUGCAGCGCCAGUUCCACCUCUUCCAGCUCCAGCAGCUCGAUCAGGAGCUCCUGAAGCUGGAGGAUACGGAGAAGAGGAGCCAGGUGGGCAAUGAGGCCAAUGGACAGGAACAUGGGAGCCAAGAGGAAGAGGAUGCUGGGGCGGCGGCAGCCAUAGCCAUGACACGGAGAGAGGAGGAAGAAGAGGAGGAGGAGGAAGGGGAGGAGGAGGAGGAAGGGCAGGAGGAGGAAGACCUCUACUCUGAAGGGGCCAUGCCAGAAGUGUCUGUACUCGUCCUGUCCCCACGCUAUUGGCCUGUUGACUCCAUCUGCCACACUCUGGACCCCCAAACCUGCCUGCCCUCCUACCUAAGGGGUACUUUGAAUCGAUACUCCAACUUCUACAACACAAGUCGGAGCCACCCCUGCCCCAGAGCGAGGUCCACAGAGGCGUCUGCAGUGGACGUGGCUGGGCCGGGCCGAGUUGCAGUUUGGGGAGCAGACGCUGCACGUGUCCACCGUGCAGAUGUGGCUGCUGCUGAGUCUCAAUGACCUGAAGGUGGUAUCUGUUGCGAGCCUGUUAGCACUUUCGGGGCUCCCUGCGGACAUGCUGAACCAGGCGAUCGGGCCCCUCACCUCUUCAAGGGGCCCCCUGGACCUCCAGGAGCAGAAGGAUG
Perognathus longimembris pacificus (Pacific pocket mouse) is the source of this 4814-nucleotide messenger RNA. RefSeq names its product cullin 7 (gene Cul7). NCBI's taxonomy places the organism in Eukaryota, Metazoa, Chordata, Mammalia, Rodentia, Heteromyidae. The record is from RefSeq and is a predicted model, not a curated record. The transcript has 24 exons. Gene Ontology annotation, cellular component: Golgi apparatus. Bases 157 to 4689 code for a protein of 1510 amino acids.